This is a messenger RNA of Entamoeba dispar SAW760, 870 nucleotides long. Its product is annotated as poly(A) binding protein, putative. Gene Ontology annotation, molecular function: RNA binding. The transcript is spliced from 2 exons. NCBI's taxonomy places the organism in Eukaryota, Evosea, Mastigamoebida, Endamoebidae. Bases 1 to 870 code for a protein of 289 amino acids. The record is from RefSeq and is a predicted model, not a curated record. Gene Ontology annotation, cellular component: spliceosomal complex. Gene Ontology annotation, biological process: positive regulation of mRNA splicing, via spliceosome.
AUGAAAACGCUUUAUGUUUCAGAUGUUGAUGUAAGUAUUGAUGAAAAUAAAUUAAAAGAACUUUUUAGUCCUUAUGGUAAUGUUAUAAAUUCAACUAUCAAAAAAUCAAGUAAAGGUACAAACGAUUUUUAUUAUGCAUUUAUUGAAUAUGACCGUCCUGAAGAUGCUGCAAAAGCAUUACAUGAAAUGGACCAACACGAACUAGCUGGUAAAAGGUUAAAUGUAAAAUUCGCUAAACCUAAGGAUGGAAGACCUUAUUUACAAAAACCUUUUUAUACUGAAUUUAAAAAAAGGGACCCUCCUUUCGAUUCCCCAAGAGAUUCCCCUAGAAGAAGAAGUUUCUCUCGUGAAAGGGGAAGGUUAGAUGAUGGUUUAUAUCCUCCUAGUCAUGACCUUAUGUAUGAUGGUUCACCUAUGAAUAGGUAUUUAAGAAAAGACAUCUCUCAACAAAGAGGGCAUAACGAAAAACGACAAUAUCGUGAUCGAUUCGAAUCCCGAAUUGAGAGACCUCGUGAAAAAGAUUAUUAUUCAGGGGAGAGUUUUUAUCUUCAAGACCGAUAUGCUCGUGAUGAUUACUAUGGAAGAAGUGAUAGAUACUCACUCAGAGAUAAUUGUAAUGACAGAGAAAUUGAUUAUGACAGAUAUAACAGUCGUAGAAUUGAUAGAAUGUCAGAUCGUAUACCAAGUGAAAGAGAAAGAGAUCACAUUACUGUAGAUCCAUUAGUAAAUGAUAGACCUCUAAUGGAUAGACCAAAUUCUGAUAGAGAUUAUUAUCCUUCUGAUAGAAUGAGAGAGUCUGGUCCUUAUAGAAGAGAUGAUAUUGGUCGUGAUAUUCCUUAUUCUCGUGAUAGGUAUGAUCCUCAUUAUUAA